Clarias gariepinus (North African catfish) is the source of this 2174-nucleotide messenger RNA. RefSeq names its product leucine-rich repeat neuronal protein 4. The coding region runs from base 112 to 846 and encodes 244 amino acids. Lineage: Eukaryota; Metazoa; Chordata; Actinopteri; Siluriformes; Clariidae. The record is from RefSeq and is a predicted model, not a curated record. The transcript has 2 exons.
CAAGCUCUCUUCACAGAGGAAUCAUAGUACAGGAGUGCAAGACGUUACGCGGCAAAAAGGAGGAACCAGACACGAAGAGACUAGAAGGACUUCAUUUUCUAGAGAAUCAAGAUGCAGACCUUUACGCUCCUCCUGCUGCCCUUGUUGGCGGACUUCCUGUUCGCUGCCUCUGUGAACCCGUCAGCAUCUCGGCCUCCUGUCACGAAAACCCGCAUCCGCUACAUCAGUGUACCUGAUGAAGACUAUGAUGAUGAAAAAACCCCCAAGCCUGUUUCAAAGGGCCCCACCGAGGUCACCACUACUCAGUUUACCCCUCGGGAGUGUGAAUAUGACCCAUGUGUGGUUCCAAAGGUUCCCUGUUCUGAAAUUGCUGCCCAAACUAAGUGCUACUGUCCUGGGAUUACUGGUCCGGAUGAGUUACCUGCAGCUCCAUAUAUCAAGGAGUUGAAACAGGGAGCAUCUGGGCUGGUAGAGGUCCACUGGUGUGCGCCACAAUCCACUGUCUCCUACUACAAAGUUAUCACAGAAGGUGGCCAUGAAGCACAAACGUUCAGCAAUUUUUCCCGUACUGGGUUGGUGCAGGGAGUAAUUGCCGGGUCAAGGGUUUGUGUGGUAGCAGGGAAUAAUGUUGGACUCAGCACUGAAUCCGAAAAGUCAUGUGCUCACUUCGAGCCACGUAAUCAAGUCAUCCCGAUGUCAGGGGUCAUCGCUGGGGGCAUCUUCUGUCUGCUGGCUUUGGUGUUGGCUGUGGUGUUGCUGUGUAGAUGGAAGCGGGGAAGGAAGAAUAGGAGCAUGGAUGGCGAAGGACUACGGAAUCCAUCCUAUACCACAAACGAAAUACUGUGAUUGGAUGGGAGGAACGUUUUGUAAGAGACAGAUAAUUUGACUGAGUAGACUCUUCAGAAGCAUUAAAAUGAAUAUAUGCUAUUAAACAGCACAUCACAAUAACGAGACAGACUUCAUACACAAUGGACAACGCACUAGGAUUUGAAGCCCUACCAGGGGCAAGUUGGACUGCAAAUGAGGACAAGAAAAGUCCUCAUAUAAAGAUAUUGUUGUCUUACCAAACUGUGUUUUUGGACUUGAUGUCUUUAGUUAUCAGGUGAUAGUAGAUGCAAGUAAGGAGACUACUGAAAAAGAUGCACAUCUUAGUUUAAGACCUCAAGAAGAUAGCUUAGACCAGGCGUCUUCAAUCCUAUCCAUUGAGAAGUCCCACCUGAUUCCAAACAGCUCGACUAACUAACUAAUGGUGGUGGUGGCUCCUGUUUGGUUGGAAUGAAAGUCUGGGCAGGUUUGCAGACCCCUGAAUUAGAUAUGGCACCCUCAUAGGAAGACACAACAGGGGCAGACAAAUUAAUGGUCUAGAGGUCUAGGUUUUUUUACAUUUUUAUUCCCAAGUGCUUUGAGAACAGAACACUACAAGUAAUAAAUGAAAUGUUGGCCAAUGGCUUGCUAACUCCUUGCCAUGGUUGCAAUCACAAUGUUCUAUGUUAGGAAUUGAUUCAUUACCAUUAGUCCUCCAUUGAUUCACUUAACUAGCAAUCCAGCUCUGCAUAUAUGUUAUUAUAUUGCAUUAGCUAACACUAUUUAUUCUUAUUAGCUCGGGUUCUUAAAAGCCAACCCAUGGAACUGAGCAUCAGGAGGACCAUGAAUUAAUUUAUGAUUUGUCCGCCCAUGCACAGCUUUCCAAAAUUAUCUUAUCAUGUCAUGCUACAUCAUUCGGAACUGCUCGAAAGAAGGUCUCUGGAAGUUAUAGACAAAUUACCCAGUAGUCUGCCUGAGGAGACAGGUUCAGGACAUGAAGGACAAAUCAACAUGGACUAUUAAAGAGGGAAGAAAAAAAAAGCAGCACAAAUGGUAGAGAAAUAAAAUAACCUAAUGUACCCCAGUGUUAGCAACUGAACACUUAGCAACCAUGCUGAGUGUGAGCGAGUCAACAUGUUACAUAACUUUUACAUUCAUUUUAAAUUAUAGUUUGUGUGUGUGUGUCUGUGUGUGUGUGUGUUGGACAAAUUACUUCCAAUAAAGGUGCUGGAACACCAAGGAGGCCUGGAGCUUCUAUUAGUCUUUAAAAAUAAGGAUUUAUUAAUACGAAUAAUUGUAGUUGCUUGUGAAUACUCAUUCUAAUUCAUGCUUUUUUUGUUAAUAAAUAUAUUUUUUCUGAAAAGAAGGCA